GUGACACUUAGAUUUAAAUACUUGCACAAUAUCUAAUCGAACAUGUAAUACACAUUUCCCGGAAAUUGUAUAUUGGAUAAGCAAUUAAGAACUACGAUCAGAACGACAGAAUGAUGAAGAUCAAAGGCGGAUCAACCAUUAUUGCAUUCACAACACUUCUUCUGACAUUAUUUUUCCAGGCAUGGUGCCAAGACUAUUUCCAGUACCCCUGCAUUGAUAAGUGCAAGGAAUCAGAGUGCGACUUACAUGGAAAUUGCCUGGAAUGUGCUGACCAAAAUUUCACUGGUGGUACAUGUGAUAGGUGCAUUAAAGGAAAAUAUGGCAGUCAGUGCGACUUAAAUUGCCCUCUAAAUUGUCUAUCUUGUGAUUCUGCAACUAAAUGUAGUUCAUGUAAAAGAGGGUUUAAUGGUAUCACGUGCUCCGUGAAGUUGGAAUGCCCGGAUAAUUGCUACAACGAUAAUUGUUCAAGCUUGAGUAUAUGCGGUUCAUGUAAGAAUGGAUAUUUUGGGGAUUAUUGCAAUGUUUCGUGUUCAGAAAAUUGCAAUAACGGCAUUUGCUCUCAGGAUGGUUCUUGCAUUGAAGGCUGUAAGGAAGGAUUUUAUGGACCAAGAUGUGAACAAAAUACUUGUCCUGUUAAUUGCAAAUGCGAUCAAAACAACAGCUGCAUUGGAUGUAAAGACAAUUAUUUCGGGCCUUCGUGCAGUCUUACAUGUAGUUCGUGUAAAGAUAACCAAUGCCCAGAACAUCGUCUAAUGGCCGAGAAAUGUGAUGCAUGUGAAGAAGAAACAUAUGGUAGUCUUUGUAAUGAAACUUGUCGGCAACAUUGUUUAAAUAAUAGAUGCGACCAAGACAAUGGGUCAUGUGCAUGUGGAAAAGAGUACAAGCUGGAAGUAGGAAAAUGUGUUCCUAGUUCUUGUCCCGCUAAUUGCUCAACAUGUACUUCAUUAGAUAGCUGUGACUCGUGCGUUGAUAGAUAUUAUUAUGGAGAAACUUGUGAACAUAAAUGUACUCAUUGUUCGCCAGGAACAAACUGUAGGAAAAGUGACGGCUACUGUUGGAGUGCAUGUGCUGAUGGUCUUACUGGUGAUAUUUGUGAUAGCCCUUGUUACGCAGGAUGUAAAACAUGUCACAAAACGAAUGCUAAUAUAUGUUCAUCUUGUAAAACUGGAAGGUAUGGCAAAGACGCAUAUAACUUAACAUGCAAUAACCUUUGCAAUACCUGUGUGAACAACUCGUGUACCGCUCAGUAUGGCCAUUGUGACCAAGGUUGUGUGAAUGGAUUUAAAGGGUAUUAUUGUACCGAUACAUGCCCAAGACAUUGUUUGAACGAAACAUGUGAAAGAAACACUGCUGCAUGUGUUCACGGAUGUGAUGACGGAUAUUAUGGCCUUAAGUGUUCAUAUUCAUGUAUGAGAGUGCAAUCGAACUGCCUCGUUUGUUCUUCAAAUGGAAACAAAUUUAGUUCUUGUACACGGUGCACUAAUGGGUCAUACCCAGGAUCUAGCGGGAAGUGCGUUCAAUGUGAACCAAAUUGUUCUGGAGGAUGUAACUCGUCAACAGGUGUAUGCUAUGUAUGUGUAGAUGGAUAUAGGGGAUCGUUCUGUAACGUUUCAUGUACAUCGAAUUGUAAAUCAUGCCUUCAGAACAACGAUGAAUGCAAUGUAUGUAAAGAGGAUUUUUGGGGAAGUGACUGCUUAAACAAUUGCAGCACAAACUGUAAGCACGGAAAUGAUUCAAUAUCCAUAUGUGAUAUAAAUUUUGCGAAUUGCAAACAUGGGUGUCUACCUGAAUCACAUGGACUACAUUGUUCUCUUCUGUGUGACAAGCAUUGCCUCGCUUUUGAAGGUGGGGCUCUUGAAUGCAACCAAAUGAAUGGUCAGUGCACGUUAGGAUGUGAGAAUGGGUACAAACAGACGGAUACAGGAUGUAUUAAUGACAAAAUUGGUGGUUACGGUGCUGGAACGUCUGGAGCAGCAGUUGGUUGCGCUGUUGGUGGUGUUGUCUCCCUUCUCGCAAUUGCCCUUGUCAUCGGGAUGUUCAUCUUCAUGUCGAGAAGACGAAGAAAGGACAUUAACAGUGGCAUAAAAGCAGACGCAAGAGCAGACGAAGAGGCUAGAACAUACGAACAGCUUCAAGGACGGACAGAACAACCCAUUUACCAGAAUGCCAAUGACAAUGACACUGACAAUUAUGCAGUGUUGUUUGCAGAUACAAAUAUUUAAUUCGUUUUCCCUUUUAAAUCAUGUACAUAACAUGGUAUGUGUUCUUGAGAUGUAAUCUAUAAGAGUGUAGAAUGUGAAUGACCUAUAAAUGCUUCUGAUGAAAUAUUAAUAUACAUGUUCAAUACGUAUAACAAGAGUAUUUAAAAUGUCACGAUGAACCUUUAUCAUGAUCAACUAUUGUCACGACUUUAAAACAUCUUUACAUUUCUUACCCUAUGCACAUAUAUCUCCAUGUAUUCAGAAGGUUUCUAUUAUUGGUUAAACAUGCUGUCUGUGGUUUUGUUUGUAAGUUUAUAUAAUUCCUAGAACGGAAAGUUGUAAAUAACGCCGUUGUGGGCAGAGAACUGUCCGAACGAUGACCUGAUAGAUGCCACUAUAUUUAUUCAGCCUAAUGGUUUCUGGCAGAGCCAUAUGAUUUGCCUACGCCGACGAACGCCGAUAAUGUAUGGAUUUUACUGCAACUCGGUCAUGAGUGUCAGGGUAAAGAUAUAGCAAUAGUUCAUGUAGAGAUUAUAUCGUAUGUCUUUUCAAAUAAUCGUCCAUUUAUUAAUUAACUAAUACUUAAAUAAAACACAGAAUAAUUAAUAAGAUAACAUUGUAUUUACCAUGUUAAGUGCACAAAUCUAAUACAAAGAGUUUUAUACGGACUCGUAUAAGGUUUAAAGAACAAGUCCUAUGUUGAGACCAACUAUGUUUUGCUCAUUUGUUACACAGCUCAGGUUGGGUCACGUGUCAGCAGAUAAAGUACACUUUGUUCAAUAACUCUGUUUAAUUGACAUGACUUCCUUAAUAAAUGCAAAAUGUAAAAAGCAAUGUCCAUACUUUACAUAU
Molecule: messenger RNA, 3053 nt
Organism: Mya arenaria
Lineage: Eukaryota; Metazoa; Mollusca; Bivalvia; Myida; Myidae
Product: protein draper-like
Exons: 6
Coding region: 111-2222 (703 amino acids)
Source: RefSeq, a predicted model, not a curated record